Messenger RNA from Entrophospora sp. SA101, 138 nucleotides. NCBI's taxonomy places the organism in Eukaryota, Fungi, Glomeromycota, Glomeromycetes, Entrophosporales, Entrophosporaceae. The record is from the annotation of a GenBank genome assembly.
AUGAAACUCAGAGAUCUUGUUGAAGCUCCUGAAAAAUGUGAUUUGGACCAAGUCAAAGAUAAAAUUGAAGAAAUUGAAAAACAUAUGAAUAACAAGCUUGAAAAAAUAUUAGCUGAAUUAAAAUCAAACAAUAAAUAA